GCACGACCACCCCAUCUGAACAGUGAUGAAUUUUGGAACCACAUGCUGUCCGCAAACGCACGCCAAACCAUGAGAAAUCUGGACGUUUGCAUUCAGGCCGCGUAUCUCGACACGCCCUUCGUCCACAGAUUGGAACGGCCCUUGAUCAAAUUUGAGGGUGGGCCAACACCUGCGCCAGGUGAAGAAACCGGUGGUGGUGGUGGUGGAGACGCAGCCCCACCACCGGUACCACCUCCUGCAGCCAGGAGGCGAAGACAAACAAAAGCAUACAUAGACCUUGCGAAAUCGUCUUCAGAAUACAUGGGCGACAAUUCAAACAGCAUCUCAGAUAAUGGCACACCAGACGAUGGGAAUAGUACCGACGGUGUCAGAAACAAGCCAGUCAUGUUAAACUCAACAGCUAUUUUCAGCUUGGAACAGAUUGGUUUGUCCGAGUCAGGCUGGUGUUUCCAAACGGAGGCUGAGCAACGCCUGGGUGUUCUAAACUACAUAAGGACGACGUGUCCUGGCUCCCCAGCCUCGCACCAGUUUUCGCAGCUUCCUUCCAACUCGACAGGUGAGGCGGGGGACGAGGCGGGGGAGGCGCGGCCCUGGGACUACAAGGACGAAGAAGGCGAUCAAGAUGUCGAGUCCUCCUCCCAAUCCUCUCAAAACCCAGGAAGCGAGUCUUCUGCAGAUGGGGGUGUAACAAAUACUGAACCACCUCCCACAACCCCAGCCACAGAGGAGUGAACGACCUUAUUUCUAAAGUGUUAAUUUAAUUUUUAAAUAUAUUCUGAAACUUAUUAAGAUUUUUUAGAGUACAACAUUUCACAGAAUCACGCUCAUGAAAUAUAAAUAAUACCGGACGUACAGUAGUCAUUAAUCAUGACAACAAGAAAUUAUUCAUUAUAGAUCUGGAAAAAAUUACACGAAAACAAAUCAUACCGCUAAGUUACCAUCCAGUGUAUAAGAAAUUUCUCGUCGAAAAGAGAACAAGGUUUCGUAUUUCGACAAGCUAUGCAUACAUUGGGGUUGAUAUUAUGUCACGAUUUCCAGAAGGCCUGACAUACAGACUGCUCGAAAUAAUUAACUACGUUAGAGGAAAACUAAUUAACUAUACACUGCAAUUAUGUAAUGGAUGACAGCAUUACAAUAUAUUAUUAAAUUGGACUACCAAGUGUAAUAAUAAUGCAGCGUAUUCCUUUCAUCUCAACAGUUAGUGAC
This is a messenger RNA of Folsomia candida, 1206 nucleotides long. RefSeq lists its product as uncharacterized. Bases 43 to 732 code for a protein of 229 amino acids. The transcript has 2 exons. Lineage: Eukaryota; Metazoa; Arthropoda; Collembola; Entomobryomorpha; Isotomidae. The record is from RefSeq and is a predicted model, not a curated record.